GUGGUUGGUUAUUGUGUUUUUGUAUCGGAGUCGGUCGGAAGCAGGAGAGAAAGAGAGGAAAACGCCAAGCAGGGUCGCAGUUUUGCGUCCUACCUAAUAAUGGAGAAAGAUGAGGAGAAUAUGGCGGUGAAACGGACCAGCUCGGAGCAGAGGAAGCUGCGCUCCCGUGACGCGGCCAGAUGUCGGCGCAGCCAGGAGACGGAGGUGUUUUACGAGCUCGCCCGGACCCUGCCGCUCCCCCGCAGAGUCUGCACCCACCUGGACAAAGCCGGCAUCAUGAGGGUGACCCUCAGCUUCCUGCGGAUGCAGCAGAUCCUGCGACCCGAUGGAGAAGAAAAAGAAGAAGAAGAAAAAGUAGUAGAAGAGGAGGUGGAGGAGGAGAAAGACGAGGACCCGAUGGACGCCUUCUAUCCUCAGGCGCUGGCUGGCUUCAUCAUGGUGAUGACUGAGGAGGGGGACAUGAUCUUCCUGACGGAGAACGUCAACAAACACAUCGGCAUCACGCAGCUGGAGCUGCUGGGUCAGAGCAUCUUUGACUUUGUCCAUCCCUGUGACCAGGAGGAGCUCAGAGACCUGCUGACUCCACGUCCAGGUUUGAGUAAGAAAUCUCUGGCGGAGCAGCCGAGCGAGAGGAGCUUCUUCCUGAGGAUGAAGAGCACGCUGACCACCAGGGGGCGCACCGUCAACAUCAAGUCUGCCACCUGGAAGGUGCUCCACUGCACCGGUCACAUCCGUCCGUUCGGCGGCUCCUCGCCCUCCGCCACGGUGAUGACGCUGCUGUGCGAGCCCAUCCCUCACCCGUCCAGCGUGGAGUUCCCCCUGGACACCUGCACCUUCCUGAGCCGCCACAGCAUGGACCUGCGCUUCACGCACUGCGAGGGCAGGGUUACGGAGCUGACCGGGUACCAGCCGGAGGAUCUGAUUGGACGCUCGGCCUACGAGUUUUACCACGCCCUUGACUCCGACCCCAUCAAGAAGAGCCUGCACACACUGUUGACCAAAGGUCAGGUGAACACCAGCCAGUACCGCUUCCUGGCCAACGGCGGCGGCUUCGUCUGGGCCGAGACUCAGGCCACGGUGCUCUACAGCAGCAAGACGUCGCAGCCCGAAGCCAUCGUCUGCCUCAACUACAUCCUCAGCGCUGUGGAGCAGCCAGACGUGGUGUUCUCUGUGGAGCAGACCCGCUGCAAGCGCCUGCCUAAGGCUGAGCCCGUGUCGCCAGGGCGCUGCGGGCUCUCUGACCCCCCCGAGGGUCUGGACGCCAGCGGCGCUGCACAGCUCUUCCUGAAGCUGAAGGAGAAGGCCGACGAGCUUCUCCAGCUGGCUCCGUCGGCCGGAGACGCCGUCGUACUGCUGACAGGUCCGGUGGAGCUGUCGUUCGUCAGCCCCCUCAGUCCCGCCGCGGUGCCAGAGCACCCCCAGGACCUGUGCACCCCCCAGCUGAGGGAGCUGCUCUCCCCCAUCUUCGACAUGGCCACCCCCUCCUCUUCCCGCGUCUCCUCCCCCGAGCCGCCGCUGUGUGCCAGCGAGGACGACAUGGACGUCACCGAGGUGGAGAAGUUCUUUGCUUCGUGUCCAGAAGAUGGUCAGAAGAAAAAAGAAACACUGGAGCUGUCUUCGGCUCUCGCUCAGGACAUGGAGGGGAUGGACCUGGACAUGUUGGCUCCCUACAUCUCCAUGGACGACGACUUCCAGCUCACCUUCCUCGGCGGUCUGCCGGAGGACAUGGACAAGCCUCUGCCCCCCCCGUCCCCGUCUGAGAGCUCCGCAGCGCCCAGGAGGAAACGGACUCACGACCUGGAUGAAGAAAUGCCGCCUCAGCUGAGGCUUGAGGACAAGAGACAGAAACAAAGUCCUUCCUCAAUCGAAGAGGAACUUCUUCUCAGCCACAAACUGCUGGGUUCUCUGGAGGAAACCGACCAGUCGGACCUGCUGCUGGACCCGGGCCCGGUGCACAGCCAGCUGCUGACGGACAGAGACCCCGUGUUGGGAGGCAUGCAGGGUCUGUGUGACACCGCAGCUCUGAUGAGGGACAUCUUCGUCCCUCGACCAGGUGACCUGUCCCCUCCUCUCUCGCCCAUGACCUGAAGCAGACCAGGGUCGGCUCCGCCUCCGAGCCCUUAGCGAAGAACGUCAACUCCGGAUCUCUCUGCAAUCACAGCAACUUAAGCGCACACAUUUAAAAAAAACAAAAAAACUGCAAAAAAAAAUAUCUUAACCAACAACAAAAGCCACAAAUAUGUACGCACAAGAAUCUUGACUCGCACAC
Molecule: messenger RNA, 2269 nt
Organism: Cololabis saira (Pacific saury)
Lineage: Eukaryota; Metazoa; Chordata; Actinopteri; Beloniformes; Belonidae
Gene: hif1al
Product: hypoxia inducible factor 1 subunit alpha, like
Exons: 15
Coding region: 100-2088 (662 amino acids)
Biological process (GO): regulation of transcription by RNA polymerase II; cellular response to hypoxia
Molecular function (GO): RNA polymerase II transcription regulatory region sequence-specific DNA binding; protein dimerization activity; DNA-binding transcription factor activity, RNA polymerase II-specific
Source: RefSeq, a predicted model, not a curated record